ACUGUUGCUUCCGGUUCAGAAUCUGGAAGUUGAUAUUCUACCCUUCCCCCACUUCGCUCCGGUCUCCCCGCUCCUGUCUGGUCGCCGCCGCUAAAAUCGGAGCCCCGCCCCCUCCGCUAGUCUCCAGGUAGUGGGAGGCGGGGCUAUGGAGACGGAAUUUUACGGCGGGGAGCAAUCAGAUGGCACAUUGUGGGACCCAGAAGAUGAGUCUCUGAGCCACAGGUUGCAUCCUGCAGAAAGUGAUUCAACAUCAGUGCUUGCCAAGCCAGAUGAUGGUGGAGCCACUCCAGUACAAGAUGAGCGUGAGUCAGGAUCAGAUGGGGAAGAUAACGGAAAUGAACAACACUCUGGAUCAGAAAAUGGAAGCAUAGGACCACAGUCAGAGGUAAAUGAACUCAGUGAUGGAGAAGAUGACAGACAAACUGGAGGACAUCCCAUGUCAGAUUCUGAAAAUGAAGACACUCCAAGGCAAAAACAUAGUGAUUCAGAAAACGAGGAUGCCCCAAAUCACAAUGCCAGUGACUCAGAAAAUGAAGGGGCUCCUAAAGACAGUGACUCUGAUAAUGAGGAUCGCCCAGUUCAACAUGCUAGUGAUUCUGAGGAUGCUGUAAAUAACCAGGCCAGUGAUUCUGAGAAUGAGGAGCCUCCUAAAGGUCACGAUAGUGAUUCCGAAAAUGAGGAACCCCAGAAGCACUUGGCCAGUGACUCUGAAAAUGAGGGAUCACAGAAAGGUCAUACGAGUGACUUGGAAAAUGAAGAGCCCCAGAAACUUCCCACCAGCGACUCAGAAAAUGAAGAGCCUCAAAAAACUCAUGAUAGUGAUUCAGAUAAUGAAAUGGUUCCAAAACCUCUUGUCAGUGACUCUGAAAACGAGGACUUAAAGGGACAGCCCAGUGACUCUGAAACUGAAGAUGUUUCCACAAACAAACAGAAAACCGAGUCGGGGGACAGUGAUCGAGAAACUAAGAAAGAGGAGGAAAUGGAAAAUGGUGCUCAGCUUUCAGACAGCGAACAACUAGGAAAAAGAAUGCAUGGCUCUGACAGUGAGGAAGAAAGCAGUCCUAAAAAACGGAAGAUAGUAGACAGUGAUGAGGAAGAAGGGAAGGAGGAAGAAAAAGGGGCAAAGAGGAAAGCUGCUGUCCUCUCUGAUAGUGAAGACGAAGAUGAGAAAACUCCUGUGAAAAAGGGACGCAUAAUCUCAGAUGGUGAAGAAUCAGAUAGUGAUGCUGCAUCGGAGAAAUCUGAGAAGCAAAAGAAACCUGUCGCCUCAGAUAGUGAGGAUCAGGAAGAUGAGGACAAGACUGAUUCUGGGAAGAAAAAAGAAGAGAAGGAUCUUUUUGGGAGUGAUAGUGAAUCAGGAAAUGAGCAAGAAAACCUUAUUGCAGAUAUAUUUGGAGAGUCUGGAGAUGAGGAGGAGGAGGAGUUUACAGGGUUUAACCAGGAAGAUUUGGAAGAAGAGAAAGCGGAAAGGAAGGGAGUGGCGGAUGAUUCGGACUCUGAUGACAAUAUCAAAAGAGGAAAGCACAUGGACUUCAUGUCCGAUUUUGACAUGAUGUUACAACGGAAGAAGAGCAUGAGCGGCAAGCGUCGGCGCAACCGGGAUGGCGGGACGUUCAUUAGCGAUGCUGAUGAUGUAGUCAGCGCUAUGAUCGUUAAGAUGAACGAAGCAGCAGAGGAAGACAGAACGUUAAAUACCCAGAAGAAACCAGCACUUAAAAAAUUAACUUUGCUUCCAACAGUAGUUAUGCACCUUAAAAAGCAGGACUUGAAGGAGACAUUCAUUGACAGUGGUGUAAUGUCAGCUAUCAAAGAAUGGCUUUCUCCACUACCAGACCGGAGUCUUCCAGCACUGAAAAUUCGAGAAGAGCUUCUGAAGAUUCUUCAAGAGUUGCCUAGUGUGAGCCAAGAGACUUUAAAGCACAGUGGGAUUGGGCGAGCAGUGAUGUAUCUCUACAAACACCCAAAGGAAUCACGGCCCAACAAGGACAUGGCAGGGAAACUAAUUAAUGAGUGGUCUCGGCCUAUUUUUGGUCUAACAUCAAACUACAAGGGAAUGACAAGAGAAGAAAGAGAACAGAGGGAUCUCGAACAGAUGCCGCAGAGAAGGCGGCUGAGCAGUUCUGGUGGUCAGACGCCCCGCAGGGACUUGGAGAAGGUGUUAACAGGCGAGGAGAAAGCUCUUAGGCCUGGAGAUCCAGGAUUUUGUGCUCGUGCAAGAGUUCCAAUGCCCUCCAACAAGGAUUAUGUGGUCAGACCAAAAUGGAAUGUGGAAAUGGAAACUUCCAGGUUCCAGGCAAGCUCUAAGAAAGGAGUCAGUCGACUGGACAAACAAAUGCGGAAGUUCACAGACAUCAGGAAAAAAAGCAGAACGUCCCAUGCUGUCAAAAUCAGCAUUGAAGGCAAUAAAAUGCCUUUGUGACCUUGCCCACCAUCUCUUUGGAAUUCUGCUGUAAGAAGUACACCUAUAGACUCUGUGAAGAUGUCUAUAUUUUUAAAAAACAAACUUUGGGUUUUUUUAAGUGUCUCUUCAAAAUGUUGGUUCAAAGGGUAGUAAUACACGUUGGCUGAGGGCUGUGAACCCUGGGACGUUCAUUAUGAUUGUAUUUAACUUUGAUCUCGUGUGUCCUUUGUACAGAUGAAACCUUGUAUUGCUACAGACCUCAGACAUUAAAAUCUCUUUCUGAUGUG
Messenger RNA from Hemicordylus capensis (graceful crag lizard), 2688 nucleotides. It is a transcript of the gene IWS1, whose product is annotated as interacts with SUPT6H, CTD assembly factor 1. The record is from RefSeq and is a predicted model, not a curated record. NCBI's taxonomy places the organism in Eukaryota, Metazoa, Chordata, Lepidosauria, Squamata, Cordylidae. Bases 146 to 2419 code for a protein of 757 amino acids. The transcript has 15 exons. Gene Ontology annotation, cellular component: nucleus. Gene Ontology annotation, biological process: poly(A)+ mRNA export from nucleus.